This is a messenger RNA of Paramecium sonneborni, 667 nucleotides long. Lineage: Eukaryota; Ciliophora; Oligohymenophorea; Peniculida; Parameciidae. The record is from the annotation of a GenBank genome assembly.
AUGAAAUCUUAGAAUUCUAAAAAACCAAAUUUGAAGAUAACUUUAGAUAAGAAAUCAGUUGCACAAUUAUCAAAAUUAGAUAAACCCCCUAGCUCUAAUUGUUCUUAAAAGACCAUGUCCUCUAUUGAUAAGGUAUAUUAAUAAGACUAAUUUAUUUGAUUUAGACUACUGCUUCUUCAUAGCAAAUAAGUUUCAAAUUUAAAGAAAGUUUCUUAACUCCCAAUCCUUCAUUCAUUUCGGAGGGAGAAAAUAAAUGUAUUUUCGCUUUAUUUAUAAUAUCAGCUAAUGAACCUCAUUAAUCUAAAUUCAUCUAAUUUCUGAUUCAAGAGAAUUUACAACUUAUAAAACAAAAUUCAGACAAAGACAAAUUAAUUACAAAACUUUUAACAACAAAGAAGAAGCCUCUAGUUUUAUAAAGAGCAAAUACAUCCAAUACAGAAAGAAAUAUGAAUAAAUAUACAUCAAUAGAGCAGUAACAUUUAUAAUUAGAAGAUCUAGAAAAAAGAAUGAAUUUAAGAAACCCACUUCCCCUUUAGGAUUCACUUUUUGUAAUACCGAAUAAGUGAAUGAUGUCAGAACCAUUUAAAGUCAACCAAUGACAACUUCUACUAAUAGACUACCUAAAGAAUUUUAAAUUGUACCAAAACAAAGAAAGUUUUUCAUUUGA